Molecule: messenger RNA, 1326 nt
Organism: Lampris incognitus (smalleye Pacific opah)
Lineage: Eukaryota; Metazoa; Chordata; Actinopteri; Lampriformes; Lampridae
Gene: tacr1a
Product: tachykinin receptor 1a
Exons: 5
Coding region: 1-1326 (441 amino acids)
Biological process (GO): G protein-coupled receptor signaling pathway; positive regulation of flagellated sperm motility
Cellular component (GO): plasma membrane; sperm midpiece
Molecular function (GO): substance P receptor activity
Source: RefSeq, a predicted model, not a curated record
AUGGAUUAUCUAUACAAUUACACCGACUCUCCAAGCAACGGGACCAACGGCUCGGACACCAGUAACGGAACGCUAUACUGGAACCAGUUUGUGCAGCCAGCCUGGAGAAUCGUGCUUUGGGCAACGGCGUACAGUUGCAUAGUUGUCGUGUCUGUGGUGGGGAAUAUCAUAGUGAUAUGGAUUAUAAUGGCGCACAAGCGCAUGAGAACCGUCACCAACUAUUUUCUGCUCAACUUGGCCUUCGCAGAAGCGUCGAUGUCCGCCUUCAACACCGUCAUCAACUUCGUCUACGCCGUGCGCAACGAGUGGUACUUUGGACUCGAGUACUGCCGUUUCCACAACUUCUUCCCCAUCGCGGCUGUGUUCGCCAGCAUCUACUCAAUGACAGCCAUAGCGCUGGACAGGUACAUGGCCAUUAUUCACCCCUUGCGGCAACGCAUGUCGUCCACAGAGACCAAGGUUCUGGUGGGGGUGAUCUGGGUGCUCGCUAUGCUCCUGGCGUUCCCCCAGUACUACUACUCCAACACCGACCAGCUCCCUGGACGUGUGGUCUGCUACAUUGACUGGCCCGAGUACACCAGCUAUGACUUCAAAAAGAUAUACUGUGUGAGCGUGGCCAUCCUGGUUUACUUCCUGCCUCUGUUGGUGAUGGGCUGGGCGUACCUUGUGGUGGGACUGACGCUAUGGGCCAGCGAGAUCCCCGGAGACUCCUCGGACCGCUACGCAGACCAGCUGACAGCCAAGCGCAAAGUGGUGAAGAUGAUGAUCGUGGUGGUCUGCACCUUCGCCUUCUGCUGGCUGCCCUACCAUGUCUACUUCCUGCUCCAUGAGUUCUUUCCUGAGAUAUCUGAGCAGACCUUCAUCCAACAGAUGUACCUGGCUGUCAUGUGGCUGGCCAUGAGCUCCACCAUGUACAACCCCAUCAUCUACUGCUGCCUUAAUGACAGGUUCCGUGCUGGUUUUAAGCAAGCUUUCUGCUGCUGCCCCUGUGUCACUCAAGGCUCUUACGAGGGCCUGGAGCUGAAGACCACCCGCUACCUUCACACCCAGACCAGCGUGUAUAAGGCCAGCCGCAUGGAGACCACCAUGUCCACUGCUCUCCAAGGAGGCGACGACAUGGAGCAGAGCAAGACGGGAGCCACGGCUCUGCCGGGGGCCGGGGCAGGAGCUGGAGGAGCCCGGACGAGGGGCAGAAGCACUGGGCUGUGCACCACUCCUCAUCACUCCUCCCUGGACCUCACCUCCAACGGAUCCUCAUCCCGGAGCAUCUCCAAGACCGUGUCCGAGACAUCCAGUUUCUACUCCAGCAACAACCUGCAGGAAUAG